This is a messenger RNA of Eupeodes corollae, 2255 nucleotides long. RefSeq names its product odorant receptor 82a-like. The transcript has 3 exons. Lineage: Eukaryota; Metazoa; Arthropoda; Insecta; Diptera; Syrphidae. The record is from RefSeq and is a predicted model, not a curated record. The coding region runs from base 32 to 1240 and encodes 402 amino acids. Gene Ontology annotation, molecular function: olfactory receptor activity; odorant binding. Gene Ontology annotation, cellular component: plasma membrane. Gene Ontology annotation, biological process: detection of chemical stimulus involved in sensory perception of smell; sensory perception of smell.
CGAUUCUUGAUAUAGAAUACAAAAAAUCAAAAUGGACGAAAUUAUUCCGGACAUGGAUUGGAAUGAAGACACUACUUAUGCAAUUGGUGGUUAUAGACGAUUUUGUAGUUAUUUUGGCAUUUGGCCAUCAAAGGAUAGAUUUUCCUCGGGAUUAAAAGUAACAUUUUACAUGGUUUUGCAGACACUAACGGUAGGAAUUUUCCUACAAAGACUUGUUGUUUAUGGCAAUUGUGGAACCACUCAGGAAAUUGUUGAUACGUUUACCGUUAGCAUGUCAUCGACACAAAUCGGUCUGAAGUGCAUAUUCAUCUAUAUGCAACAUGACAGAUUCAAAAAUAUUCUAGAUGCUACAGUCGAAGAUUGGGCUCUGACCACUGACAAAGAGUCUAAAUCUAUUAUGCUAAAAUUUGCUCGAAUAGGAAGAAACAUAUUCUACUGUCAAUGUUUUUUGGGACUAUUUACUGCUGUCCCUUUGAUUUUGGGUGAAAUUCCACAUCAAAGGGAACUUGUUAGUGAGUUGGACAAUAGUACCACAUUGAUAAGGAACAUUAUUUUAGCCCCAAAUUGCUGGGUGUUACAAUCAUCUUCAACAUCAACAUAUUACCUAUUUUGGAGUCUACUAGCUUUGUAUGUAUUCUGUGUGGCUAUGGCAACAGUUGCGUGUAAUUUGAUUGUUUACGGAUUCGGUUUGCAUGUUUAUGUGCAAUUUGAGCUAUUGUAUCGGAGUGUGCAAGAACUCGAUGUUGAUAAGACAUUCAAGGAACAGAGGAGAAUUGUAAAGAAAUUCAUAAAACGUCACAAUCGGAUGUUGGAUAUGGCAAACGAACUUGAAGACGCUUCGACUGCAGUAAUAUUCUCUGAAGUUUCAGCUAUUGUGAUUGUUGGAUGCAUUGCUGGAACUCUUUUUCUCUUGGCAAUGCAAAGCGGUGACCGAGCUGUUCUAACUGCAAUGGCUGGACGUAUUUUUCUUGUUUUCAUUCAACUAUUCAUUUUCUGUUAUAUGGGUGAAAAACUAUCGAUCCAAGCUGAUAAAAUACAAAAUGCUAUCUAUAAUAAUUGUCCAUGGUACGAAUUUCCACCACAGAUCGGGAGGGACCUUAAAUUAAUAAUGAUUCGAAGCAAUUAUCCGUUUUUUUUAACUGCGGGCAAAUUUUACAUUAUGAAUUUGUUGAAUUUCAAAGAAGUUGUUAAAUCGAUGUUUUCAUUUUUCUCGGUUCUAAGACUAAUGUUGCAAAAUUAGUUAAAAAUUAUUCUUAUCGAGUGAAACUAAAGAUUGAUAUACUUUCAUCAGAAAAUUAAUAACAGAGUGAUAGAAUCGUUAGAUAGGCUCUAAAACAAAACUGAACACAAAUAGUACGCGAAACAUAGAAGAAACACAUGCCUCACCUGUGAUUUGAUAAAAAGCCAUAUUUUAUCAAAAGAUUUGUAUACCUAUUACAGAAUCCAAUGGAUGAAUUGCUUAUGGAUUUGGAGUAUUUUUUUAAAAAAUUUUAUUAUGGUAGGAAUGACAAAAUUGACAUGUGAUUCCAGCUGCUAACUACUGGCCGUAUUCUGUAAUCGAGGUGAUUGUUAUAAAAGGAUGAUAAUUUACGCGGGUUUAAUUUGCUGAAAUCUGGCCCUAAGGUGGUUAAUAUUAUUUAAAGAGCUUAUGGAACACACAUACUAAAGACUUUAAUUUUCAAAUACAAGCAACGCUGAGCUAUGUCACCUUUUGGUUGUAUUUAUAGAAAGAUAAUCAACCCAUUUGAUACCAAAAUCAAUUAAAUUGUUUUUUUUUUAUGUUUUAUACACAUACCUCCUUUUUAAUCGAACCAAUCUUACAGUAAUUAAUAGGCGACCAACGUUUUCUUGUGAACUAAGACAUAUUCUCUUAAUAUAUUCUCAUGUUUUGUAAGUAAUAUAUAAUUGUAAUUAAACUACAAAAUUGACUCUUAUUUUUUUUUUAAAUUCAACAAUAUAGAGCCAUCUUUUAGCUUGUCAACCUAUACGCAAAUUAUCAUGUUUAUUAAUAUCUUUGAUAAAAUAUUGGACAUUAUCAAAAAAUUGUUAACGAUAAAUGAUUCUUCUAUCUAUCCUUGACUAUAAAGUCAGAGUCAAGAUUACGUAGGACAAUUUUAUCAAGCCAUCAUACUAUGUACUACAAGAGUCAAAAUUCUAAUAAAUGUCUCACAUGAUUUGAGCCCUGGUAAGUAACUAGUUGUUCUUGAACUAAAUACAAAGAAAUAAAGAGAAAUUCAUGCAAAUACGUAUGGAGA